AUGGUGCAGAGCCGGCACGCACGGUCUGAGCCGGCAGUACUGGAUGCACGCCGGGAGGAGGGGUAUGGCAUCGGGACGCGUGUAUCAUGUGAGGCUACAGUAGACGGCGUGCAUCACCCGGCAGAGAUAGUGGAGCGCAAGCUGGACAAGGCAGGUGGCCUCCACUACUAUGUCCACUACACAGAGUUUGACAAGCGGCUGGACGAGUGGGUGCCUGCUUCCCGCAUCUCCGGCCUGCACAGCGUGGGCAGCGGGGAGGGUCUGUCCCGCGCCAGCACCGCGCCGGCGUCGGACCUGCUGGCGGGCCUGACAGGGGACCAGAAGAUGACGCGGCGCCUGAAGCGCCAGUUUGCGGAGAUGCACCAUGUGGGCCCCGGGGUGGAGGAGCUGCCCCCUCUGGACCAGCACGCGGAGAAGGAGCACCAGGAGAAGACCAAGGUUAAGAACGUGCAGAGCAUCGAGCUGGGGCGGUACCAGAUGGACACCUGGUACUACAGCCCCUACCCCGAGCCGCACGCGUCCUGCGAGCGGCUGUACAUCUGCGAGUACACGCUGAAGUACUUCCGCAAGCGGCGCACGCUGCUGCGCCACCUGGCCAAGACCCCCCUGCGCGCGCCGCCCGGAGACGAGAUCUACCGCUCGCCGCCGCCGCCGGCGUCGGACCCGGGCCGUGUGGGCGGCGCGAUCGCGUCCCCCCCCCUCUCCAUGUACGAGGUGGACGGGAAGAAGGCCAAGGUGUACUGCCAGAACCUGUGCCUGCUCAGCAAGCUGUUCCUAGACCACAAGACGCUGUACUACGACGUCGACCCCUUCCUCUUCUACGUGCUCUGCGAGCGCGAUGCGCACGGCAGCCACGUCGUAGGCUACUUCAGCAAGGAGAAGGACUCGGCGGAGGGGAACAACCUGGCGUGCAUCCUCACCCUCCCCGCGCAUCAGCGCAAGGGGUAUGGCCGCUUCCUCAUCGCCUUCUCCUACGAGCUGAGCAAGAAGGAGGGCCGGCUGGGCAGCCCGGAGCGGCCGCUCUCCGACCUGGGCGCCGUGUCAUACCGCUCGUACUGGAUGCGGGCCAUCCUGGAGGCGCUGCGAGAUCACCGCUCUGCCAUGAGCAUCAAGGACAUCAGCGAGGCCACCGCCAUCCGCACCGACGAUGUCGUGAAGACGCUCGAGAGCCUGAGUCUGAUCAAGUACUGGAAGGGAGACCACAUCAUCAGCGUGACCCAGAAAAUAAUAGAGGAGCACAUGCGCUCCAUCGCCAACCAGAAGACGAUAGACAUCGACGUCUCCAGGCUACACUGGACGCCGUAUGGCAAAUUGGACGGGAGGAGGUAG
This is a messenger RNA of Auxenochlorella protothecoides, 1329 nucleotides long. RefSeq names its product putative MYST-like histone acetyltransferase 1. Gene Ontology annotation, molecular function: histone acetyltransferase activity. NCBI's taxonomy places the organism in Eukaryota, Viridiplantae, Chlorophyta, Trebouxiophyceae, Chlorellales, Chlorellaceae. Gene Ontology annotation, biological process: regulation of DNA-templated transcription. The record is from RefSeq and is a predicted model, not a curated record. Bases 1 to 1329 code for a protein of 442 amino acids. The transcript has 5 exons.